CAGCAUGGCUUGCCCCAAAAGGAACCGAGCUGUGAUCAUUGUCAAUCAUCAGUUCCUUCAAGCCAAAGGACUUAGACCAAGAGUGGGGGCCAGAAGGGAAGCAGACAAGCUUUUUAGAGCACUUUCCAAGUGCAAUUAUGAUGUGAAAUUGUUUCUGGAUUUGACAGCCAAAGAAAUAGAAGAAGUGUAUGAGAAAGAAAGCCAGGCAGAACAUGGGAAAUGUUUUGUGAGCAUCCUCUCAAGCCACGGAGAAGAAGGCAGCAUAAUGGAUUGCCAAGGACAAGCAUUAAAUCUAACUUGCAUUUAUAAGAUCUUAUCUCCUGAAAGGUGUCCACAUUUGGCAGGAAAACCUAAAAUCUUCUUCAUACAGGCAUGCCGUGGAAACAGAUUUGAUGAUGGCAUCUACCUAGAAACAGAUAGCAGAGCACCAGAGGAAGACUGUUUCUCACAUUACCUGUCUAUUCCCGAAAAUACUGCUGUCAUGUUUUCUUGCAGCCCAGGCUAUGUUUCCUUCAGCAAUCGGUGGGAAUCCAUGUUUCUCAAAGCAUUACUGGAAGUGCUAGAAGGAGAGGAAAGAAAACUGAAAAUCACCAAACUCAUGACUUGGAUUAACUGGAAGGUUGCUUUUUUUUGUGAAGCAAAAGGAACUGAAUAUAAGGGCAAAAAAGAGAUGCCUUGCUUUGUUACAAACAUGGUGGAGGAGGUUUACCCUUUCAAACAAGAUAGGGAAUGCUCGGAUUAACCAGAUCACUCCAAACCUACAAAUACAACUCAGUCGCAGUUUGAUUUUUCACUUGCUGCAUUUUGAUCCAGCCAAUUAUAAUUUAUUCAACCAGUCA
Messenger RNA from Pantherophis guttatus, 839 nucleotides. Its product is annotated as caspase-3-like. Gene Ontology annotation, biological process: proteolysis. Gene Ontology annotation, molecular function: cysteine-type endopeptidase activity. NCBI's taxonomy places the organism in Eukaryota, Metazoa, Chordata, Lepidosauria, Squamata, Colubridae. The record is from RefSeq and is a predicted model, not a curated record.